UCAGGCACAGAGGAGAGUAAGAGUUUCUUGUAUCAACAGCGUAACAACUGAUCACCCACCUGUUAUUUAAAACAGUAGAACGCCAGGGAGGACUUUUCUAAUGCUGGAAUAGAGGCGUGCCCUUGCCUUGAUGUCCUUAUUGGAGAAAAUGUCUACAGCAGAUCUGAUGGAGAAUCUGAGGGAAGAACUGACCUGUUUCAUCUGCUUGGACUAUUUCACCAGCCCCGUGACUACUGAGUGUGGGCACAGUUUUUGUCUAGUGUGUCUCCUGAGGAGCUGGGAGGAACACAACACUCCUUUAUCCUGUCCUGAAUGCUGGAGGUCCUUGGAGAGCCCACACUUUCAGCCCAACGAGCGUUUGGGGAGGCUGGCUGGCAUCGGCAAGCAGCUCCGAUCCCAAGUGCUGCAGAAUGAGGGUGAACAAGACAUCUAUGCAAGAAUGCUGGCAGGCACUAAGGUGUUCUCUGAGGAUGGGCAGGGUGUAAACAUUUUCUCAACUCAGUGUCAUGGAAUAAACAGAUUGCAUCCCUUGAGUGAAGCUGAGGAGCGUCACAAAGAGAAACUCCAGGAAAUCCUAAAUCUUUUGCAUAAAAAGAGAAAGGAAACUCAGGUUGUAUUAACCCAUGAGAAGGAGAGAGUAAUACUGUGCAAGGAAGAGACAAAGGCCUGUAAACAGGUUGUUGUGUCAGAAUAUGCAAAAAUGCACCAGUUUUUGAAGGAGGAGGAGCAGCUGCAGCUCCAGUUACUGGAAAAGGAGGAAAGAGAGAACAUGAAGAAACUAAGGGACAACGAAAUCAAGCUGACCCAACAAACAAGAAGCCUGAGCAAAAUGAUUGAACAGAUAGAGUCCACAUGUCUGAACUCCAUUAUAGAAUCUUUUGAGGAUGUGAAAGGCACCCUGGAAAGGACUGAGCCACUCUUGCUUCAAUGUCCAGAAGCCACCACCACGGAACUGACUCUCUGCCGCAUCACUGGAAUGAGGGAGAUGCUAAAAAAAUUCAGCACGGAUAUAACUCUGGAUCCAGCCACAGCCAAUGCCUAUCUUGUCCUGUCUGAGGAUCUGAAGAGCGUGAGGCACGGAGGAGUCCGACAGCACUUACCAGACAAUCCAGAACGAUUUGACCAGUCAGCAACGGUGCUGGGCGCUCAGAUCUUCACCUGUGGGAGACAUUACUGGGAGGUGGAAGUGGGCAACAAGACUGAGUGGGAAGUAGGCAUCUGCAAGGACUCAGUGAGCAGAAAGGGCAAUCUACCAAAGCCACCGGGGGACCUCUUCUCACUUAUAGGCUUAAAAAUUGGAGAUGAUUAUAGUCUUUGGGUCUCAUCACCUUUAAAAGGUCAACAUGUCAGAGAGCCUGUGCAUAAAGUUGGUGUUUUCUUAGACUAUGAGUCUGGACAUAUAGCGUUCUACAAUGUGACAGAUGAGUCCCUUAUCUACAGCUUUCCUCCGGCCUCUUUCCAGGAAGCUCUCAGGCCUAUCUUCUCCCCUUGCCUCCCAAAUGAGGGGACGAACACAGGCCCUCUUACCAUCUGCUCACUGAACAGUUAUGUCUGAGGAAGAUACCCCGGAGCUUUCACUAAGGAUGAGGUCUAAGACCAACAGAUAAUUAUUAAUUAAGAUGAUUAAUGCAAUGGCACUAUUAACAUCAGGUGAUCUGAAAGGAAAGCCCCACCCCCCACCCCACCGAAGAGUUUCCAUUAACUGGAGCCACAAUCAACAGCCAAAUUGGACAACCAACUUUCAACAC
Messenger RNA from Lontra canadensis (Northern American river otter), 1748 nucleotides. RefSeq names its product tripartite motif family like 1 (gene TRIML1). The record is from RefSeq and is a predicted model, not a curated record. The coding region runs from base 131 to 1555 and encodes 474 amino acids. Gene Ontology annotation, molecular function: protein binding. NCBI's taxonomy places the organism in Eukaryota, Metazoa, Chordata, Mammalia, Carnivora, Mustelidae. The transcript is spliced from 6 exons.